AAGUAGCGGCUGUCGGAGGAACACGUGCCAUGGCGGAGAGAGUGAGAGAACUGCGAGACCGAGUCAUCCUGGGCGAGUACGGCCUGCGCAAUGUCCACACCACAGAUUUCCCAGGGAACUAUCCCGGCUACGAUGACACUUGGGAUCAGAAGAAAUUUGAACAGAAUUUCCGAGUAGAUAUUAUUAAAAUGGAGGACGAUGUCCUGGAGUUCGAUAUGAUUGGAAUUGACGCGGCUCUGGCUAAUGCAUUCCGCCGGAUUCUUCUAGCAGAGAUUCCAACCAUGGCUGUUGAGAAAGUGUUUGUCUAUAACAACACCUCCAUAAUACAAGACGAGAUCUUAGCCCAUCGCCUGGGCCUCAUCCCCAUCCGUACAGACCCUCGCCUCUUCGAGUAUCGCAGUGCAGAGGACGCUGAAGGCACAGAAAUAGACACCCUACAGUUUGAGCUCAAAGUGAAGUGUACAAGGAACCCACAAGCCUCCAAGGAUUCCUCUGAUCCCAAUGAACUGUAUUUAAAUCACAAAGUGUACACCAGCCACAUGAAAUGGGUCCCACAGGGUAACCAGGCAGACCUGUUUCCUGAGGCGGACACACCACGGCCUGUACAUGAUGACAUUCUCAUUGCCCAGCUGAGGCCUGGACAAGAAAUACAUGUUCUGAUGCACUGCGUUAAGGGAGUGGGUAAAGAUCAUGCCAAGUUUUCCCCUGUGGCUACAGCAAGCUACCGCUUACUUCCAGAGAUUACCCUUUUAGCGCCCGUAGAAGGGGAGCUAGCAGACGUGUUGCAACGCUGCUUCUCUCCGGGGGUGAUCGCGGUGGAUUUUGUAAAUGGUAAAAAGGUGGCCCACGUGGCAAGUUCACGAUUGGAUACCUGCAGCCGUGAGAUCUUCAGACAUGAAGAGUUAAAAGACCUGGUACAAAUGAAACGUGUACGAGAUCAUUACAUCUUCUCCAUAGAAUCCACAGGAAUCUUGCCUCCAGAUACGUUGCUCACUGAAGCCAUUAAAGUUCUGAUGGGGAAGUGUCGGCGGUUUCUUGACGAGCUAGAUGCUCCUCAGAUGGACUGAGAGGACAGGAUGGAUCCAUGUCCUAGAACAGCCCCAGCAGAGAGAGAGGGUUUAGACAUCUCAUUGGACAUUACCCGCAUGAGAAGAUUGGAUGGAACAUGCUCUGCAGGGACUCUUUAACCUUGCUAGACAUGAAUGUGGAAGAAAGAACUGAAUUUGCUUUGGAUAGUUAUGCAAAUCAUGGUGUAGAAAAUAAAG
Molecule: messenger RNA, 1265 nt
Organism: Pelobates fuscus (common spadefoot toad)
Lineage: Eukaryota; Metazoa; Chordata; Amphibia; Anura; Pelobatidae
Gene: POLR1C
Product: RNA polymerase I and III subunit C
Exons: 9
Coding region: 30-1067 (345 amino acids)
Biological process (GO): DNA-templated transcription
Cellular component (GO): RNA polymerase III complex; RNA polymerase I complex
Molecular function (GO): protein dimerization activity; DNA binding
Source: RefSeq, a predicted model, not a curated record